GUCACACUGCCACCUGCUGGUGCAGGGUGGAACAGCAGCCCAGGACAAUGAAUUAGCUUUAGUGCUAACCAAGGCUUGGAAAUGCGUGGGAGUGACAAACAUCUACACACACACCACCAUUCAACUCUCUCUGACUCUCAUCAGGGCAUGUUGUGUGGGGUCUCGAGAGCCUAGCAGACUGCUAAUGGGAUUUCAAGAGCUUUAAGAGAAUAACAAGAAUUAGUGCAGAGAGGAGGGAGGAGGGUGACACAGUAAGAGAGAAAGAGAACGUGACAGACACAACGAGAGAGGGAGACACAGAGAGCCUGCCUGCCUACUUGCCUGCGGAUCACUGCAGAGCUGCUGUGAUGGACUCUCUGAGCGCUGCGCUGGAGCAGAUGAAGGCGAGUGGGGGGAUAGAGGAAGAGGAGGAGCUCCGAACACACCUCGACACCCUGCUGAGAGCACUGGAGGAGAACAGAGAGGGUGCUGCUGAGCAGAUCGUGGCGAGCAGUAUUCUCCCUUCGCUGGCUGCAAUCCUGCGCAGGGACACAUCCCUCACUGCCCAGGCCACACUGGUGACUGCGGAGCUGGCCAAACACGCGGACGUGCGGGAGCCCUGUAUUGAGGCUGGGUUCGUCUCGGCUCUGGUUCCCCUGCUGGAGACGUCAGACCAGGAACUGCUGCUGCACACAGGCCGGGCCAUCGGAAGAAUCUGCUUUGACAACAGCUCUCAGCAGGAGGCUCUGGUGCAGUGUGGGGUGAUUCCUCGGCUGGUUGGGAUCAUGAAGCAGUUUCCUGAGAAUGAUGUCCUGGUCAACGUGUGUCUGCUGGCACUCUGCAACUUGGCUGACCUGGACUCUGCGAGGGAAGCUCUCAUCAAUAUGCACGUGGCUGAGGUGCUGACAGUGCAGCUGCGCCGCGCUCCCAAUGCAGAGAGAAGACACGUCAUACUGGAGGUGCUGGGAGCACUGGGAGAGAGCGACUCUCUGAAGCUGCAGUUUGUAGACUUGGAGGUCCCAGAGGCUCUCUCGGAGAUGAUUAAGGAGCUGCAGGAUGGCACGGACCUCCCCGACCUCUGCAGCAUCAAGAUCGCAUCCAGCCUCAUCGUGUCCCUGUUGCUGGGGGAUGAGGCGAUGCAGAAGUGUUUUGGGGAUGGCUCAGCGACGGUGUAUCGGGACAUCUUGUCCUGGCUGCAGUCCCCCAACAUCCAAUUGCAGCUCUCCGGGGCGCUCGCUAUCGCCAACUUCGCCAGGAACGAUGGUAACUGUAUCCGGAUGGUUGACUCAGGGGUUGUCUCUCCGAUUCUGGACCUGCUGGAGCGCCACGUGGACGAAGGGGAUGUGUCUGUCCAACAUGCUGCACUGAGCGCACUCAGAAACCUGGCCAUCCCUGCGGUCAAUAAGGUGCGGAUGCUGCAUGACGGGGUCUCAGAAAGGAUUCGGAAGCUGCUGCGCUCUGAGAUGCCCCCGGUCCAGUUCAAACUGCUGGGGACGCUGCGCAUGAUGGUGGACGGACAAGAGGAGGCAGCAGCAGUGCUGGGGCAGGAUGAAGCUCUCCUAUCCAGGGUGAUGCAGUGGUGCGAUGCCCGGGAUCACGUCGGGGUGCGUGGAGAGGCCAACAGACUGCUGGCAGCCCUGAUCAGACACAGCCGGGCACCUGAAGUGGUUAAAGCAGUGACCCGGGCAGAGGGGGUGCAGCACCUCAUCACCAUGGCGAUGAACGAGCAUGUGAUCAUGCAGAAUGAAGCGCUGGUGGCACUGGCCAUCGCCUCCACCAUUGACAUCGACGCGGUGGAGGAGCCCUUCAUGUCAGCCGGUCUGCUCUCCACGCUGCAGCAGAUGCUGGAGGACCCUGUGGCUGCGGUGGAGGUGAAGUUCAGUACAGUGGGGCUGGUGUGCAGCCUGGCCAACUCAGUGGAGUUGAGGUCUCAGAUGGACGCUCUGGCUCUGAGGGAGACUCUGGGGAAGCUAAGUAACCAUGGCAACACCAAGCUGGCAUCACAGGCUGACACAGCUCUGAGCAUCCUCGCCGAGACCAGCUGAACAGAAACAGCGACCCAGUACCCUGCCAGCAGACCCAGCCCACCCCACCCCAGAACCCCUCCAAAACCAGCCCAACCCAAGAACAGAACCAGCAACCCAACUCAUAAUGACACCUGCUACCCCCUGGAACAGACUCCACCCCCCAGAGACCUCACAAUCCCUGACCCAUUACCCUCCAGGCAGAACCACAGCACUAGCAGAGUCAGACCAACACAGACCCGAGAACUACCGAGAUCCAACACCGGCAACCUGAACAGUGACCAGACAUUCUCCCAACAGAACCUGACCCGACAGCAUCUGGAACAGAACCCCAGAAUGGAGCAUUCUAAUCAAUACCAGCCUGACCCUUUACCUACAGAACCACUAACCCAACUCUCACACAAACACACACUCCACCAGCAGCCUGUUCACAUAGGAAUCCCACACAGCAGGACGAGGUGAUUGGGCUUUUAGAACACUUUAUAACAUUAUACACAGUUCAUGCUUUUUAGAUUGUUAUAUUCCCUUUAAUGCAAAAAAACAAAAACAUUUACAUAAAUAAAAUAAAUCUGACAAAGAAGAAUUCAUUAAAAAAUGGUGACUGAGAGGGCUGGUCUAUGCUGCUGCCACAUCACAGAAAGAAUCGGACAACAUCAACCCCAGAAUGGGAGCGUUUCUCUCACAGCCGGCUCCUAAUACACCUCCAGUGGAUUACAUCCCAAUUCAAGCACACGUGCAUUUUGAGAAGCAAUACAAUGAACAGUAAUAAAAGCUACAUGUAGA
This is a messenger RNA of Polyodon spathula (Mississippi paddlefish), 2786 nucleotides long. RefSeq names its product rap1 GTPase-GDP dissociation stimulator 1. The coding region runs from base 348 to 2024 and encodes 558 amino acids. Gene Ontology annotation, biological process: positive regulation of GTPase activity. Gene Ontology annotation, cellular component: cytosol. The transcript has 14 exons. NCBI's taxonomy places the organism in Eukaryota, Metazoa, Chordata, Actinopteri, Acipenseriformes, Polyodontidae. Gene Ontology annotation, molecular function: protein binding; guanyl-nucleotide exchange factor activity. The record is from RefSeq and is a predicted model, not a curated record.